[Torrubiella] hemipterigena is the source of this 915-nucleotide messenger RNA. The record is from the annotation of a GenBank genome assembly. Lineage: Eukaryota; Fungi; Ascomycota; Sordariomycetes; Hypocreales; Clavicipitaceae.
AUGAGAGGAAAGAGAUCAAAGCAAUAUCGCAAGCUCAUGGACCAGUACGCCAUGACCUUUGGGUUCCGUGAGCCCUACCAGGUCUUGGUGGACGCCGAAAUGGUUCAAGACGCAUGUCGUUUCAAAAUGGAUCUUGCAGCUGGUCUGGAGCGAACUGUCCAUGGCAAAGUAAAGCCUAUGAUUACGCAAUGCGAAAUCAGAAAACUAUAUGGAAAGAAGUCGGAAGCCGGCGUUUAUGAGGCUAUUGAGCUUGCAAAAUCAUUUGAGCGACGACGAUGUGGCCACCACCCCGACGAGUUCCCCGAGCCGCUCAGCACCAAAGAAUGUAUGUCAACAGUUGUCGACCCUAAACAAAACGGAGAGAAUAAGCACAGAUAUGUCGUCGCCAGUCAGGGCCAGGAUGUCAGAAGAAUGCUACGUGGAGUCAAAGCGGUUCCCUUGAUUUACAUCAAGAGAAGCGUCAUGAUUAUGGAACCCAUGGCAGACGAAUCGGCACAAGUCAGAGCCCGCGAAGAGCGAGCCAAGUUUAGAGCCGAACUUAAGCCUCAGCUUGGAAAGAGAAAGAGGGAUGGUGAGGGAGAUGACCAGGAGAAGGGCACAGAUAAGCCUACAGCAGUAGAGAGUGUUCCCAAGAAACCCAAGAAGACACCGGGAGCUAAGGGACCAAACCCUCUCUCCGUUAAGAAGGCCAAGAAGAAGGUCACUGAGAACAAAGAAAACAACAAACCUAAAACAGAGGAAUCUGUGGUUGAAGAUGCCACAGCAAACGAGGAACCUGCGGAAGCUGCACCAAAGAAGGCGAUUAAGAAACGCAGAGGAAAGAGAAAGGCGCAGCGCGACGGGGACAAGGAUGCCACUGCGGAGACCGGCCCCGAACCUGCUGCAGCCGCAGCGGACGGUGGUGAUGAGGAUUAA